Molecule: messenger RNA, 2346 nt
Organism: Lodderomyces pseudojiufengensis
Lineage: Eukaryota; Fungi; Ascomycota; Pichiomycetes; Serinales; Debaryomycetaceae
Gene: CHS4
Product: Chs4p
Exons: 1
Coding region: 1-2346 (781 amino acids)
Molecular function (GO): protein binding
Source: RefSeq, a predicted model, not a curated record
AUGAAUACAACUUCAUCAAAUAUCUACAACCAACAACAACAACAGCAACCACUACCAACAGCACCACCACAACAACAUCAGCAACAACAGCAACAGCAACACUCUCAUCCUUAUCGUCAAGUAUCAUCAAAUAGUAACAAUUCAUCAAAUAUCACCCCAUAUCCUUUACUGGAUUAUAAUCAAAAUAGUCAAAGUGAUAGAUCUGAUAGUUCUCCAAGUAUGACUGAAGUAACAAGUGGUUUGGAGGAUUUACAUAUACCUUCAAAUCUUAAUAAAAGUUAUAUAUUACCACAACAACAACUGCAACAAUUUCUACAACAAUCACAUUCUCAACAACAUCCACAACAGCAUUUACAACAUCAACAACAACAACAACAACAACAACCACCACCGCCGCCACAAACUCAACAAACUCAUCAACCUUAUAGAAGCUUACUAAGUAAUAGUAACAAUGGCAGCAAUUACAAUAAUGGCAACGGUAAUGGUAAUUAUAACCUCGCCACGAAUAAUGGCAAUGGACAUCAAACUCCAAGAGUUUCAAGUUUACCAGAACACUUGGUCCCUCAUCUAAAUUUACCAAAUCAACAACCUUCACAACAAUCAACUAUACCACAACAAUCUCCACAAUUUCAAGCACAAACAUCUCCCAAUAAUCAACAAUAUUUUACACAACAACAACAACAAUACAAGGAUUCUCCUAAACUUGGAGUAAUCAAAUCACCUAAAACAACUGCAUUUCCACAAACAUCUGCUCCUUAUCCGGUAUAUACUUCAUCUACACCUCCUGCAGCUUUUGCAUCAAAAGACAGUGUUGUUGCCUCACCACCUUCAAAUCCUUUAUCAACUACAUCAUCUGUUGUAAAUUUGAAUUUAAAUAAUAAUAAUAACAACAUUACCAAUAAUAAUAUAGAUAAUCAAUUAUUUACAAAAUCAGAUACAAAUUUAACUACACCAUCAGUAUCAAAAUAUGGUCAUAAUAGAUCAGUUUCUUCAACCUCUUCAUUUUUUUAUGAUAGAAACGAUAAUAGUUCAAUGAUUGAUUUUAAUCAAAAUGUAAUUCAACUGUAUUUAGGAUCAAAUUCAUCAACUUUAAUGCCAAGAAUAAAAACUUUAGAAUUAUAUCGUAAAAAUGCUAAAAAAUCAAAUGAUCCAAAUGUCUUGUUUCAAUAUGCUCAAUAUAUGUUACAAACGGCUUUAUUAUUAGCUAUUGAAACAAAUUCUAAUUCAACUACAUCUUCACAAUCUUCAGGUAAUAAUACUCCACAAAGAUCAAUUGAAAAUUCACCAAUGAAAAAAAAAUCUGCUAGUAAUAAUAUAGAUUUAUCAAAUGUUGAAUCUAUUGAAGGAAAUGAAAAAAAAUUAAGAAAAGCAUUACUAAAAGAAGCUAUAUAUUAUUUAAAAAAAUUAUCAGAUAAAGGUUAUGUUGAAGCUCAAUAUUUAUUAGGUGAUGCAUAUAGUUCAGGAGCAUUAGAUAAAAUUGAUAAUAAAGAUGCAUUUAUAUUAUUUCAAGCUGCAGCAAAACAUGGUCAUGUUGAAAGUGCUUAUAGAACUUCAUAUUGUUAUGAAGAAGGUUUAGGUACAGGAAGAGAUGCAAGAAAAGCAGUUGAAUAUUUAAAAAUUGCUGCAUCAAGAAAUCAUCCAGCAGCAAUGUAUAAAUUAGGAGUUUAUUCAUUUUAUGGUAGAAUGGGAUUAGGAAUAGAUAUGAAUACUAAAAAAAUGGGUAUAAAAUGGUUAACAAGAGCAACUAAUGUUGCAACUGAUUUAACUGCGGCUGCACCUUAUGAAUUAGGAAAAUUAUAUUAUAAUGGAUUUGAAGAUAUUGUAAUUGAAGAUAAAAAAUAUGCAUUAGAAUUAUAUUCACAAGCAGCAGCAUUAGGUCAUACACAAUCAGCAGCAAUAUUAGGACAUCAUUAUGAAAUUGGAGAAAUAUUACCACAAGAUUCAAAUUUAUCAAUUCAUUAUUAUACUCAAGCAGCAUUAGCAGGAGAUCCAAAUUCAAUGUUAUCAAUGUGUGCAUGGUAUUUAGUUGGUUCAGAACCUUAUUUACCAAAAGAUGAAAAUGAAGCAUUUGAAUGGGCAAAAAGAUCAGCUAAUUGUAAUUUUUCAAAAGCUCAAUUUGCAUUAGCUAAUUUUUAUGAAAAAGGGAUUGGAUGUAUAAAAAAUUUAGAUGAAGCUCAAAUAUGGUAUAAAAAAGCUGCUGAAAAUGGUGAUGAAAAAUCUUUAAGUCGAAUUCAAAAUAAAGAAUUUGUUAAAAAUUUAAGUAAAAAUUUAAAAAAGAAACCAAUUGAUAAAAAUUAUAAUAAUGAUGGUAAUGCUGCUCAUGAAAAAGAUUGUAUAAUCAUGUAA